Molecule: messenger RNA, 2675 nt
Organism: Panthera uncia (snow leopard)
Lineage: Eukaryota; Metazoa; Chordata; Mammalia; Carnivora; Felidae
Gene: FOXG1
Product: forkhead box G1
Exons: 1
Coding region: 251-1723 (490 amino acids)
Biological process (GO): regulation of transcription by RNA polymerase II
Cellular component (GO): nucleus
Molecular function (GO): DNA-binding transcription factor activity; sequence-specific double-stranded DNA binding
Source: RefSeq, a predicted model, not a curated record
UUUCUUUUCCUUUUUUUUUUUUUUUUUUUUUUUUCUUCUAAUUCCUGAGGGGUGGUUGCUGCUUUUGCUACAUGACUUGCCAGCGCCGGAGCCUGCGGUCCAACUGCGCUGCUGCCGGAGCGCUCAGUGCCACCGCCGCCGCCCGCGCCGCCCGCGCCCCGCUCGGCACCCACCGGUCGCAGCCGCCCGCCGCGCCGCUGUCCCGCUCCCGCGCCGCCGCCGCCGCCGUUUCCCCCCCGACGACUGGGUGAUGCUGGACAUGGGAGAUAGGAAAGAGGUGAAAAUGAUCCCCAAGUCCUCGUUCAGCAUCAACAGCCUGGUGCCAGAGGCGGUCCAGAACGACAACCACCACGCGAGCCACGGCCACCACAACAGCCACCACCCCCAGCACCACCACCAUCACCACCAUCACCACCACCACCCGCCGCCGCCCGCCCCGCAACCGCCGCCGCCGCCGCAGCAGCAGCCGCCACCGCCGCCGCCGCCCCAGGCACCGCAGCCCCCCCAGGCGCGGGGCGCCCCGGCAGCCGACGACGACAAGGGCCCCCAGCAGCUGCUGCUCCCGCCGCCGCCGCCGCCGCCGCCGCCGGCCGCCGCCCUGGACGGGGCCAAAGCGGACGGGCUGGGCGGCAAGGGCGAGCCGGGCGGCGGGCCCGGGGAGCUGGCGCCCGUCGGGCCGGACGAGAAGGAGAAGGGCGCCGGCGCCGGGGGGGAGGAGAAGAAGGGGGCGGGCGAGGGCGGCAAGGACGGGGAGGGGGGCAAGGAGGGCGAGAAGAAGAACGGCAAGUACGAGAAGCCGCCGUUCAGCUACAACGCGCUCAUCAUGAUGGCCAUCCGGCAGAGCCCGGAGAAGCGGCUCACGCUCAACGGCAUCUACGAGUUCAUCAUGAAGAACUUCCCCUACUACCGCGAGAACAAGCAGGGCUGGCAGAACUCCAUCCGCCACAACCUGUCCCUCAACAAGUGCUUCGUGAAGGUGCCCCGCCACUACGACGACCCGGGCAAGGGCAACUACUGGAUGCUGGACCCGUCGAGCGACGACGUGUUCAUCGGCGGCACCACGGGCAAGCUGCGGCGCCGCUCCACCACGUCGCGGGCCAAGCUGGCCUUCAAGCGCGGGGCGCGCCUCACCUCCACCGGCCUCACCUUCAUGGACCGCGCCGGCUCCCUCUACUGGCCCAUGUCGCCCUUCCUGUCCCUGCACCACCCCCGCGCCAGCAGCACUUUGAGUUACAAUGGCACCACGUCGGCCUACCCCAGCCACCCCAUGCCCUACAGCUCCGUGUUGACUCAGAACUCGCUGGGCAACAACCACUCGUUCUCCACGGCCAACGGCCUGAGCGUGGACCGGCUGGUCAACGGGGAGAUCCCGUACGCCACGCACCACCUCACGGCCGCCGCCCUCGCUGCCUCGGUGCCCUGCGGCCUGUCGGUGCCCUGCUCCGGGACCUACUCCCUCAACCCUUGCUCCGUCAACCUGCUCGCGGGCCAGACCAGUUACUUUUUCCCCCACGUCCCGCACCCGUCAAUGACUUCGCAGAGCAGCACGUCCAUGAGCGCCCGGGCCGCGUCGUCCUCCACAUCUCCGCAGGCCCCCUCGACCCUGCCCUGUGAGUCUUUAAGACCCUCUUUGCCAAGUUUCACGACGGGACUGUCCGGGGGACUGUCUGAUUAUUUCACACAUCAAAAUCAGGGGUCUUCUUCCAACCCUUUAAUACAUUAACAUCCCUGGGACCAGACUGUAAGUGAACGUUUUACACACAUUUGCAUUGUAAAUGAUAAUUAAAAAAUAAGUCCAGGUAUUUUUUAUUAAGCCCCCACCCCCCCCCCAUUUCUGUACGUUUGUUCAGUCUUUAGGAUUGUUUAUUAUUCUAACAAGGUGUGGAGUGUCAGCGAGGUGCAAUGUGGGGAGAAUACAUUGUAGAAUAUAAGGUUUGGAAGUCAAAAUUAUAGUAGAACGUGUAUCUAAAUAGUGACUGCUUUGCCAUUUCAUUCAAACCUGACAAGUCUAUCUCUAAGAGCCGCCAGAUUUCCAUGUGUGCAGUAUUAUAAGUUAUCAUGGAUCUUUAUGGUGGACGCAGACCUUGAGAACAACCUAAAUUAUGGGGAGAGUUUUAAAAUGUUAAACUGUAAUUUGUAUUUAAGAAGCAUUCGUAGUAAAGGUGCCCAAGAAAUUAUUUUGGCCAUUUAUUGUUUUGUCCUUUUCUUUAAAAAACUGUUUUUUUUUCUUUUGUUUACUUUUAGACCAAAGAUUGGGUUCUAAAAUGCACUUGGUAUGCUAAGUAUUAAAAAACAAAACAAAAAAAAAAAAACAAAAAAAACAAAAAAAAAAGGAAAGUUGUUUCAGUUGGCAGCACUGCCCAUUCAAAUGAAUCGGAAGGGGACAAAAUUAAUGAUUGCCUUCAGUUUGUGUUGUGUAUAUUUUGAUGUAUGUGGUCACUAACAGGUCACUUUUAUUUUUUCUAAAUGUAGUGAAAUGUUAAUACCUAUUGUACUUAUAGGUAAAACCUUGCAAAUAUGUAACCUGUGUUGCGCAAAUGCCGCAUCAAUUUGAGUGAUUGUUAAUGUUGUCUUAAAAUUUCUUGAUUGUGAUACUGUGGUCAUAUGCCCGUGUUUGUCACUUACAAAAAUGUUUACUAUGAACACACAGAAAUAAAAAAUAGGCUAAAUUCAUA